UCUAUGUGUGAGAGUAAAGUCGACUUUGCCAUCGAAAGUCUGUCGAACAAAUCAGACCAACAUGUGCUGAAUCUUCAAAAUCAUUUAGCGUAAAUUCGUUUGACACGCAUCAAAAACUGAAAACUGUAUAUGCUGCAAUAAGUCUUCCCUUUACCGAACUUGUUCUCCCCAUUUGAUUUUUCCAUCUUUUGAUCGUUAAUUCGCGUGAUGAUGGGUCAGCCGUUCCGACGUGCUUUCAUAUAUGAAACCUAUCGUCGUGUUAUCGAUACUAGCAACAUUACGCCAUUAAUUUUGAUAAGGGAAGAUUUGGUGCCCUAAUAUGAAAAGAACGAACAAUGAAUUUGUUAUGCAUUUGUGCUAACACAAAAUGGGUAUAUCGAAUUGGUUCAGAUAAUUGUAAGAUGCCAGUUAACAUAAUACUUGACAAACCAUUUACAGGAAAAAACGCAUACCACGAGGAAACGAUCCACUCGGAAAAGAAAGAAAUAGGAGCUAUUCGAAUAUCGGAAAUUGGAAAGUUCUUUGCCGAGUUUGGUUCCUAUCACAAUGCUUUAGGGCUUAGCACAUGUGUUCGCUCCUUUGGGGUGCAAUUAAUAUGGUUCCUUCUCUGGCUUCUUGAUUCCUUCCUAUGGCUUCUACGCAAGCGCAUGUUUUCGAACGACCAUUUCUCUGGGAACAACGUGAGAAGCACAUGUACGCUCUCUUGCCCCAUUAUCGGUCUCCGUUUAAUGCAUUGCUUCAAGUGAUUUGAGUCUCGGUAAACAAACGCACUGUAAUGGCCAAACAGCUGAGACGAAAGUAGACCCGUCGCGCCGAGUUCGUCCGUCAUUUGCGUUAAAAUACCCGCACCGACUUUUCGUUGGUUCGUCAAUUACAAUUGCAUCGUCCAGUGUGGUGAGUUGUGAUGUGUUGUGAUCAAUUUGUGUGCGCGGAUCAAAGAACCAUGAUGCCAAAUAGCAACAGCAAUACACGAAACGCUAUCGUUCUGUGCACACAUUAAUGGAAUUUCAUUCCUUCAGUUUAUGGCUUGUGCCUGUGCCAUACCUUCAACAAUUGCUGCAUCACUCACAUCGGAACCAAAACUUAGAUGAAGCUUAGUGCAAACCAUGCGUUAAUAGCCUAAUACAAAUUCCAACGAUUAUAUAAUGUGCUACACUACACACAUUGUCGCAAAUUAACGUUUCCGACUGUUAUUGUGGCAGCAGCCAGCUGAUCGUCGUCGGCAUCCGGGAAUUUACCGGAUCAUCAUUACUUCGUCGACGCAGAACGUGCCACACAGAGCGGCCCUCAUUAAACACCAUAGGAUUUUAAUCGAUAAAGUUCAAUCAUUACCCGGACGAAAUCUGUGACACAAUUCAACUAUCUGCGGAAGGAAAUAGUACUACGGCGAGACAGACACCAAGUGUGAUCGAACCUUUAUUAUCAACUUCUAAUCUUGUUGUUAAUGAUCGGAUCGAUUUAACAAACCACGCAGUUCAUAAGCGUUUCUUACCAGAGAACGUUAUGCAAGUGUGAAAAAGUGAACCAUUUCUCAUUGUUGAUUCCGAGUGCCACGCGUGACACGCUAGUGAAAAGAAAAUCGUUGCCAAUCGAGGUCGCGUCAUCGACGGUGGAUAAACGUGUAGCGUUUGACUUGUGCUGUGAACAAAAAAAUCGCACACCUCACACUUUAACAGUGCAUCACAACCAGUUGGCAACAGUAUGCUCAAUCAAAAGACGCCUCUGGAAGAUGGCAGAACAUCCAAAGAAAAACCGCAGUACAGUGAGCUGUCGUAUCUCGUCACUCGACAAUGUCUUCAGCGAGAAGACUUUAAUCAGCUUUCACAGUACGAAAGACUAAAGCCGACUGCUCUCGAUUCGUUUGGAGCCACCGUGCGAAACGUCAAGUGCCUUGCAACAAUCAAAGGAUUUUUUCCGAUUCUACAAUGGCUUCCAAAGUAUUCGAUAAAAAACGAUCUACUUAGCGAUAUGACUGCGGGAUUGACGGUAGCUGUGCUUCAAAUACCUCAAGGAAUGGCGUAUGGAAUAUUGGCAGGCACUGCCGCCAAUGUUGGACUCUAUAUGGCCUUCUUUCACUGUCUUGUUUAUGCUGUGUUCGGCACAUCGCGCCAUAUAUCGAUGGGAACGUUCGCAGUAACAAGUCUAAUGACUGCCAAAAUAGUAGCAACCUACUCAACAGUUAUACCAACGCUGGCGUCCAACGGAACUGACAGCAUAGUACCGGCGUUAACUCCAACGGAAGGUGCCAUAUAUACACCGAUACAAGUAGCUACAGCAGCAUCCUUUGUAGCCGGAGUAUUUUAUUUUAUCAUGAGUGCAGCUCGAUUGGGAAUCCUAUCGUCGCUCUUAAGUGAACCACUCGUCAGUGGUUUCACUACGGCCGCAGCUGUUCAUGUGAUGGUUAGUCAGCUGAAGGAUCUGUUGGGUGUAUCUAUACCACGCUAUAAAGGUACCUUCAAAGUGAUUCUUUCGGUACGCGACAUCAUCGAUCAAGCACCGAACGCGAAUCUUACGGCCGUGUAUACCUCCUUGGUUGUUAUUCUGUUCAUGAUUUUUAUGAACGAAUAUUUUAAGCCCUGGCUUUCUACCAAGUGUCGCUUUCCAGUGCCUGCCGAAUUGAUGGCCGUAGUCGGAGGUACCGUGGCCUCAUAUUUCAUUGGACUUGGCCCGAACUUCGACGUUGGUUUAGUUGGAUUGAUACCGACCGGGCUUCCCGCACCAGAAUUACCACCGCUCGCGCUUGUAAAGGCAGUUGCCGUUGACAGUAUAGCAGUAACCAUUGUCGGUUAUUCGAUCGUCAUGUCGAUGGGGAUGAUCUUUGCGCAGAAGGACAACUACGAAGUGCGCCCCAAUCAAGAGCUAGUGGCACUUGGGUUCACCAACAUUGUGGGCUCUAUGUUUUCCUGCAUUCCUACUGCUUGUUCUCUGUCGCGUUCUUUGAUCCAGCAUCAAACGGGAGGCAAAACGCAAAUAGCCGCGGUCUUUUCCUCGAUGAUCAUGCUUGUCGUUCUAUUGUGGAUCGGACCAUACUUCGAAAGUUUGCCUAGAUGCGUCCUGGCAGGCAUUAUUGUCGUUGCACUGAAAGGCAUGCUGAUACAGGUGUACCACAUCAAAAAGUUCCACCGUGAAGGCAGUCUAGAAUUGUUCGUAUGGUGUGUGACCUUUCUUUCGGUCGUUAUUAUUGAUAUCGAUAUCGGUUUACUGAUCGGUGUGGUGAUAUCGCUGAUUUCACUUUACGUGAAGGGCUGGAAAACUUACUAUAGCCUACUUGGUACUGUGCCGGAUACUGCGAUCUAUGUCGACAUCGGAAGUCACCAACGUGCCGAGGAGCUUCCGCACAUCAAAAUAUUCAAGUAUACCGGUUCAAUCAAUUUUGCCAACAAGAGCAACUUUAAGAAAGCGCUGUAUAAAGAAACCAAAGUACUUCAACGCGCCAACGUAUCGCUAAUUCCUCGCUACAACGGCGAAACAACGGGACUACAAUCCACCAAAGCGAUUAUUAUCGACUUAAGCAGUGUGCCACACAUAGAUACCGCCGCAUGUAAAAUGUUUACAGAAGUUAAGACCAAUUUAGAGAAACUCAGCAUCAUACUGUUGUUGGCUACCCCAGCUGACUGUGUGUAUGAUGCUUUGUUGCAUGCGGAAUCGAUAGGAGAAGGUGGUUUUAACAUUUUCCCCACAAUCCACGACGCAGUUAUCUACGCCCAGGGAAACGAGUCUGCCGUGUAGCGUAGACUCUUGUAAAUUCGUUGAUAUAAAGCAAAUCGAAAUUUGUACGUGCCUUCUACGAACAAAUCUAAAAGCAACAGUUCUCGAUACGACAAAGGACUAACCUGAUAGAAUUAGUGAAUAAAGCAUCAAAAGAAUGGUGCAAUAAGUUUGCUCACACCGACGGUAUAGACUCUCGGUCACCACAAAGAAUACCGACCGAUAGCUCCUAGGCGCAUGAUACAGUUACAAGUACUUUAUUUUUUAUGUUAACAAGAUUGCUUUUAAGAUGCAUCCUUCUUAACAUAUUAUUUUCCAUUCUUGCAAGUAAGUACAAUCUACACGGGUUCUCUUGAGUCUCGACAGCUCCGCACGGCAUAUUUGUCGCAUUCUGGCGGACUGAUAUGAUUUAUUAAAAUACAUUGAUUGUACAAAAUGUAGGUUAGUCUGAAUCACCGACAUUAGAAAACUUUUUCACAAUAAACAGGCGUCCUUUUU
Messenger RNA from Anopheles funestus (African malaria mosquito), 4206 nucleotides. RefSeq names its product sulfate transporter (gene Prestin). The coding region runs from base 1702 to 3729 and encodes 675 amino acids. Gene Ontology annotation, biological process: transmembrane transport. Gene Ontology annotation, cellular component: membrane. NCBI's taxonomy places the organism in Eukaryota, Metazoa, Arthropoda, Insecta, Diptera, Culicidae. The transcript is spliced from 7 exons. The record is from RefSeq and is a predicted model, not a curated record. Gene Ontology annotation, molecular function: chloride transmembrane transporter activity; sulfate transmembrane transporter activity; oxalate transmembrane transporter activity.